Vespula vulgaris is the source of this 1893-nucleotide messenger RNA. RefSeq lists its product as uncharacterized. Gene Ontology annotation, cellular component: intracellular membrane-bounded organelle. Lineage: Eukaryota; Metazoa; Arthropoda; Insecta; Hymenoptera; Vespidae. The record is from RefSeq and is a predicted model, not a curated record. The transcript is spliced from 6 exons. Gene Ontology annotation, molecular function: protein binding; peptidyl-prolyl cis-trans isomerase activity. Gene Ontology annotation, biological process: protein peptidyl-prolyl isomerization. Bases 505 to 1560 code for a protein of 351 amino acids.
AAUGUAAUGUUCAUCGACAAAGUGGAUCAUUGACUUCGUCCAUGAUUCAGCAGACUUAAGAGAAAUUAUUAAAGUGCAAUUAACUUUGAAUUCUAAUUGAAUUGCAAAUUCAACAGUAAACUGUUUACCAUAGAUAAUUCAAUUCCAUAGAAUGUUAAAUCUAUCUUAUAACUUGUCUAUGACAUUAGUUUAUAUUGGUUGAUUCUUACGAUGUAAUAUCGUUAUCAAUGUUAUGGAAGUUGUAAGAAAUUGCAUAUGAUAAGUUUUAUUAUAAACUUUGUUAAUUUGCGAAUUUGUUAAAUGAAACAUGAAACGUCCUUUGGAGGAUCAAAUGGAUGUGUUCGAAAAGAAUCCAUUAGUGUUUCUAGAUGUUGCGAUUGGAACAGAAAAAGGUACUUGGGAAUAGAAAUUAAAUAAUUUCGGCACAAGGAAGAUUGUUUCAUUCUAUGGCGCGCGAUUAACAAUUAUUUGAGUGUCUUUCAUAAAGUCGUUCUCGUACGUUUAAUGCUUGUGGGAAGGAUUGUGAUAGAACUAUUUAAGGAUGUUACACCACGAACGGCGGAAAAUUUUCGAGCUUUGUGUACGGGAGAAAAGGGAAAUGGUACUAAUAAUAAGAAAUUACAUUACAAAGGAUCCAUAUUUCAUAAAGUGAUACCUCAGUUUAUGAUUCAAGGAGGAGAUAUUAUUAAUUUUGAUGGAACUGGCGGUGAAAGUAUAUAUGGUCCACAUUUUGAGGAUGAAUCUUUUCAAAUUUCACAUUCGCAAGGAGGAUUAUUGAGCAUGGUAAAUGAAGGUCAUCCUGAUAGCAACAGUUCUCAGUUCAUCAUCACUACUGUUCCUUGCAUACAUUUAGAUAAUACUAAUGUAGUUUUUGGCAAAGUUAUAAAAGGUAUGGGAAUAGUAACAGAAAUUAAUAACGUACCAGUUGUCAAGGAUCUGCCUGUUGAGAAAAUUUGUAUAAUUAAUUGUGGAGAAUUGAAAAGAGGAGAAAAUUGGAACUUGGAGGAAAAUGAUGGUUCAGAAGAUAUAUAUACCCCAUGGCCAGAAGACUGGGAUUAUGCAUUGUAUACUGAUAGACUAACCUACAAGUAUGUCUCAGAGGUUAUUAAAAAAAUAAAAGAUUCGGGAAACAGUUAUUUUUCAAUGAAGAAUUAUGUAGAUGCAGGCAGAAAGUAUAAAAAAGCAUUGCGUUAUUAUGAAUGGAUGAUAAGAUUGAGUGAUAUGCCUGACACUUUAGGUGAUUCUGCAACAGGUCUUAAAGUAACAACAAUAUUAAAUCUAGCUGCUGUACAAUUGAAAAAAAAAGAUUAUCGCAGUACAGUUAAAUUAUGUAAUGAGGUGUUGGAAAUAGAUCCAUCGAAUGGUAAGGCAUUUUUUCGAAGAGGACAAGCAUACAUGGGUCUAAAUGAAUACGAAGCUGGUUUGGCAGACUUAAAACAUUCACUUGCAGAAUGUCCCAACAAUAAAGACAUUUUAAAAGAAAUUGAAAAAGUAAAGAAGGUGAUGAAUUCCUAUUUAGCAGUAGAAAAAGCCACCUGUCAAAGAAUGUUCAAAAACUAACAUAGUAAUUUUAAUAAUAUAUUGUGUCAGGAUAAUAGGAUUUAUAAUAGUAAUGAAUACAAACAUGACAAUUAUGGUAUGUGUCUGAAGUACAAAUUAGUAUAAAAAGAUAAAUUCGCAUUACAUAGUUUUUUCAACUAUAAGAAACAUAAAUGUUAUCGCAUUAAAAAAUUUGCAUAUUGUUGAAUUACUUGUAAUCAUAAAUAUAAUAAUAAAUAGUCUGUAAGAAAUAAGUGCUGUAUACAUACACAACUUCUACGAUUCAGUAGACUGUAGGUGCUUUGUAUAAUUACAAAGUAAAUAAAAUAUUUGGGGUGUAAAAUAAAUACAAAU